Penicillium salamii is the source of this 1050-nucleotide messenger RNA. The record is from the annotation of a GenBank genome assembly. Lineage: Eukaryota; Fungi; Ascomycota; Eurotiomycetes; Eurotiales; Aspergillaceae.
AUGGCUUUCGAUCCGACUAACGUCAAUCUCUCCACGGCCAGCAAGGAAGAUGUCCUCUGCUACUUUGCCAUCUCUGAGAAUGACUACAAUGGUCAUCUCGGGGCUCGCAUCUCUUCCAUCUUUGUGAUUCUCUUUGUGUCCUCUGCAUUCACGGUCUUCCCCGUUCUGUCCAAGCGUAUGCCGACCUGGAAGAUCCCCCAGAGUGUCUACCUCUUUGCCCGGUACUUCGGCACCGGUGUGAUUGUUGCCACAGCCUUUGUGCAUCUCCUCGAUCCUGCCUAUAAACGGAUUGGCCCGAAGACCUGUGUCGGACAAUCCGGAUAUUGGAGCGAGUACUCAUGGUGUGCUGCCAUUGUCCUCGUCUCAAUCGUCGUGAUUUUCUUGCUCGACCUGGCGGCGGAAGUGUAUGUCGAACACAAGUACGGCGUUCACCGGGACGAAGAAGCUACCAAUGUCUUCCUCCAAGAUUCCAAUGCCCCGACCCCAGCUCCAGGUCCAGCCCCGACCGAGAAAGAGGUCGCGACAUGGACUACAGAAGAUGACACUGUAAUGGCUGAGCGCUCAUUCCGACAACAGAUUGCAGCCUUCCUCCUCCUGGAGUUCGGCAUCAUCUUCCACUCCGUCAUCAUCGGCCUGAACCUGGGCGUGACAGGCUCCGAGUUCGCCACCCUCUACCCUGUUCUUGUCUUCCAUCAAUCCUUCGAAGGAUUGGGUAUCGGCGCCCGCAUGUCAGCCAUUCCAUUUGGCAAACAUACCUGGCUCCCCUGGAUUCUGUGUGCCGCCUACGGAUUGACCACUCCUGUCUCGAUUGCGAUCGGACUAGGUGUUCGCACGACCUAUACCCCCGGAUCGAAAGUGUCGUUGAUCAUUCAAGGAGUCCUGAAUGCGAUUUCGGCUGGAAUUCUGAUCUACACGAGUUUGGUCGAGCUCCUGGCGCGCGACUUCUUGUUCGAUCCGUGUCGGACCAAGCGACGAUCCAAGUUGUUGUUCAUGGUUGGAUGUACCUUGUUAGGUGCUGGAAUUAUGGCGCUCAUCGGCAAAUGGGCCUAA